UAUCCAGCAGUGAUCACACUCACAAAUACUACUGUCUGGCCGCUCAGACGACAUCAGAGAGAGAGAGAGAUAGAAUGAGAGCAAGUUAAGGCAGUCAACACAGAGCAUACUUAGCAUUAGAGACCUGAGGUCCUGUUUGUCCCUGUGCCAGUGACUCUGCAGGAGCACAGCUGACAACAAUAUCCACCUCCCCGUCCCUCUUCCUCUCACCUUGUUGCAUCCUCUUCCUACCUGGGACCAUGGAGGAGGUCACUAAAGUCACACCACCUCUCCUGGAACGCCGGGCUCGGCAGCGACAGCCCACGGUAUCAGUCCUCAAAUCCAAGCUGAAGCAGGGUGUGACCUGCUCCGGGCCCAGAGUCCGAUCCACCCUGACCGGGUUCUUCCCCGUUGUGCGCUGGCUGCCUAAAUACAAUCUCCGAGAAUAUGUCUGGGGCGAUCUAAUGUCCGGGGUAAUUGUUGGUAUCAUCUUGGUACCGCAGGCCAUCGCCUACUGCCUGCUGGCCGGAGUGGAGCCCAUCUAUGGUUUAUACACCUCAUUUUACGCCAACAUCAUCUACUUCCUCAUGGGGACGUCUAGACAUGUCUCUGUGGGGAUCUUCAGCCUCAUGAGCCUCAUGGUUGGACAGGUGGUGGAUAAGGAGAUGUUCCUGGCAGGUUUUGAUCUCAAUGAGGACUCUGGCCCUGAUGCGUUCAAUGCCACACUGGGCAUUAACCUUACGGCUGGUAAACUUCACAGUGUGGAGCUAAUGGGUCUGCAAUGUGGGAGGGAGUGUUACUCCAUCAGCAUCGCUGCUGCCCUUACAUUCCUGGCUGGCGUCUAUCAGCUCAUAAUGGCCGUGUUUCGGCUAGGCUUCGUCUCUGUAUACCUUUCGUCCCCUAUGCUCGAUGGUUUUGCCACAGGAGCCUCUUUUACCAUCCUCACCGUGCAGGCUAAAUACCUGUUGGGUCUAAAGAUCCCCCGUCAUCAGGGCUAUGGCACAGUUGUCGUCACCUGGAUCAACAUCUUCGCCAACAUUCAUAAGACCAACCUGUGUGACCUCAUCACGAGCGCCAUCUCUAUCUCUGUAUUAGUGGCAGGGAAAGAGAUCCAGGAGCGCUACAAAGAGCGUCUAAAGAUCCCUCUGCCGACUGAGCUGAUAGUAGUGGCAGGAGCUACGCUGGCCAGCCAUUUUGGGGAACUGAACAGCAAUUAUGGCUCCAGUGUUUCCGGUCACAUCCCCACAGGGUUCAUUGCUCCUCAGGUGCCCAGCUUUAGUCUGAUGCCACGGUUGGCACUGGAUGCCAUUCCUCUGGCUGUCAUUAGUUUUGCCUUCACGGUGUCGCUGUCCGAGAUGUUUGCGAAGAAAAACGGCUAUACGGUUCGCCCCAACCAGGAGAUGCUGGCCAUCAGCUUUUGUAACAUCAUCCCCUCCUUCUUCCGCUGUUUCACCACCAGUGCAGCAUUGGCAAAAACCAUGGUGAAGGACUCAACAGGCUGCCAGACACAGAUCUCCAGUCUGAUCAGCGCCCUGGUCGUCCUUCUCGUCGUCCUCUACUUCGCGCCUUUCUUCUACGCUCUCCAGAAGUGUGUUCUUGCCUGUAUCAUCAUUGUAAGCCUUAGGGGGGCGCUGAGGAAGUUUAAGGAUAUCCCGGCUAAGUGGCGUGCCAGCCGGAACGACGGCAUAGUUUGGCUGGUCACCAUGUCAGCCACGGCUCUGAUCAGUGUGGAGCUGGGCCUCCUGGUCGGAAUAGUUUUUUCCAUGAUCUGCAUCAUCUUCAAGACCCAGAACCCCAAGGUUUCUCUCCUGGGCCGAGCCAAUGACACCGAUCUUUACGAAGACAUGGACGAGUACAAGAACCUCAUGCCACCACCUCGGGUUCAUGUCUUCCGCUUCCAGUCUCCCCUGUACUACGCGAAUAAGGACUCAUUCCUCAGAUCCCUCUACAAAGCUGUCGGAGUUGAACCUUUCUUGGAGCUGACUAAGAGAAGAAAGGCAGAGAAGAAGGCCAAAGAGAUGUCCUCGAAGCAGGCCAAGGCAAACGGGGAUAAAAACAACGGAGAGGUCGUCAUUGGACUCAUUCAAAGAGAACUGGAUUUCCACACGAUGGUCUUGGACUGCUCUGCCAUCCCCUUCAUAGACUCGACAGGCAUGGCCACAUUUAAAGGGCUGGUCAAGGAAUAUAAAGAGAUAGGGGUGAGCAUGCUCUUUGCCAACUGUAACACCUCAGUUAUUGAUACCCUGCAGAAGGGACAAUUCUUUGGGGAAAAUGACAAAGACAUGAGCAGCCUGCUGUUUCAUACAGUUCACGCUGCAGUUCUUCAUGCAAACAGUACAUCUACAGAAAGCAAGUCAGAAGACUCUGUGGUAUAGAGCAGCUAGAAGGACAGGGAAGUUAGGUAUGCUAUCUUGCCACCUAUACAAAUAAUGCAUUAGGUAGCUUUGAGGUAGCCUUUUGGGAAGCUUUGUCCAAGAAAACACGGCAGUACCAAGAAUGUUCGAUAAGGAAGAGUAUUCCACCAAGUACAUUUUUGAUGCUUUGCACCUUUAAAGAACCGGACCACAUGAUCUGCUAAAUAAGCAUUUUUUUUUCAAGAUAAAAAUUUUUUAAUGCAAUUUUAUUGCUGGAAAAGGGCCAUUUCAUUAAAUAUGCCAUCUGUGCACUAGAAAGGUGCAAUUAUUUUGUUAAACUGAUGCCCCCAAAACAUUGUGUCACAUUAGCGAUUGCUCUCAGGGGCGUAGCCCAAAAUUCUGGGCCCUGUAGAAAGGCAUUUUCUAUGGGCCUCUCCCCGCAUCCACAGCUAUUCAUUCUAGCAUCUUUUUGGGCCCUCCUCACAUGAGGGCCCUGGGUCCCCUUUUUCCCCCCAGUCCGACGCCCCUGAUUGCUCUAAUUAUAUCUAAUCUAAUCUAAUUAUAUGAUAUAAUUCCAUUACAUCAUAAAACUACUUUUUCCAAAUACACUGGUAUUUUAAUACCAGUUCUUCUAGCAACAAUAAGGGAGACAGAAUGUUUUGCAAGUUUAGUUAGUAGAAGAUGCUCCUUCAUUACCUUCCUCAGCGACAGCUUUACAAAAAAAUGAGUGUGGUUCAGCCAGACCUCCUGCCGUCCAGGUUUUUGUGUCAAUACAGAGGACGAAAAGACAAAGUAUCACAAAAUGACCUGCUGCCAGCCAAUAAUGGUAACAACAGGACAGAUACAAGGCCCGACAUAGUCAAAGAAUAACUACAAUAAGUAACAGGUUUGUUCCUAUAAAGUUGCUGAUUAUUACCUGUGUCACUGUCAAAAGCAAUGCUCAUUGCAAUAAAAGCAGUUUUAACUUUUUGUAUCACUUGAAGCCUUUGGCCAAAGUCCAUAAUGGCUCUUAUCCAGGAUUCCAGAGUUCAGACAUGGGGAUUCAGCCACUAUCAGUGGUAUUUCCUGUGGUGCCAGCUAUUAUGUACAUGCAACCUCAAAAUCAUUUCUAAAAGGCCAGUUAAAUGCUUCCUGGCUUGAAGAAGAAGCACUUGUGCAUGGCAGGAAGAGAAGCGUCUCGUGACUCACGAGGACUGAGUGCUUUCUCAGACUUAGGCUGAAUCCGAAUCUUAGUCUUACACAGAGAGAGCCUUGCCUCCAAAACCUGGCCUCAUUACAAGAUACCUGCCCUGUUUCCUGGUCACCUAACAAUGACAGCUAUAUCUGUUCUAGAUAUGUUCUUGGUAGAAAAAAAUUGCUCAAUGAAAGCAAGUCAUCAUUUUGUGCUUCUGAAAUUUAUAUUAAAACUGAUGGCAGCAGGUGAUGCCACUUAUUUUAUCUAAAUGGUUCGCUGCCACCGGUUUGUUAAAUCAAAUGUUUUGUGACUUGCAAACUAAGAGCAGAUUUUGUCUCUUUCUUAUUAAAUCACUGUUUAUAGUUAUGUCUUUCAUCCCGUUGCUGCCAAGUGCAAAACUUGAAUUAAAACAAUAACAAUGUCUAGGAAGUACCCUAUGUAUGUAAUCCUUCAAAAAGGAUGUAUUUUUACUUUUACUACUUCAUCAGUGAUAAAAUGUAGACAUUCAUAUUUGUAAAUUUAGAAGAUUAUCAUUUUGUAUUUUAAUAAUCUUGUUUUGUCAUCAAACGUUUUUUCCACGCAUUAUUUUAAAGUGCUCAUAUUAUGCUUUUGGGCUUUUUCCCUUUCCUUUAUAGUUUUAUAUAUCUUUUUUGUGCACG
Perca fluviatilis (European perch) is the source of this 4166-nucleotide messenger RNA. RefSeq names its product solute carrier family 26 member 1 (gene slc26a1). Gene Ontology annotation, biological process: transmembrane transport. The coding region runs from base 240 to 2354 and encodes 704 amino acids. Gene Ontology annotation, molecular function: chloride transmembrane transporter activity; oxalate transmembrane transporter activity; bicarbonate transmembrane transporter activity. The record is from RefSeq and is a predicted model, not a curated record. Gene Ontology annotation, cellular component: membrane. NCBI's taxonomy places the organism in Eukaryota, Metazoa, Chordata, Actinopteri, Perciformes, Percidae. The transcript is spliced from 8 exons.